CAGAGCGCUACAGCGCUGUAGCGCGACUGGACUGGCGGCGAGGUUCUUCUGCGCAAAACCCUCGCUCGUCCAAUCAGUACGAACUCGGUUCCCGCCAGCGAAGUGACGACUUCCCCAGACACGACCGACACCGCGCGAGAAAACCACUCUUUCUGUCCCAUCACUCUCGACUGCCGUUAGCCGGAUUCAGAGUCAGAGCCACUGUCAGAGCCACUGUCAGAGUCAGAGUCAGAGUCGCGUUCUCUUGACCAAGAAGUUCCCUCUAUAAGAUAUAGAAGAAAUCGUUUAUAGCCCACAAAUUGCAGGCGCAGACAAGAUACAACAAAAGAUACAAGAUACGAAUAAUCAUCCAUCCGCAGUGGAGAACGCGCGCAUCGCAUCGCAUCGUCUCUCUGAAACGAAUGCGGAAGUGGAAAGCCGGCGGCUUUUAAUUUUUUUUUUUUGCAUUACGCGUAUUGCGAUACGUCGUAAAGGAUCGAGCCAUAAAAAGUCCCGCAAAACAAAAGCCAAACGAUACUUAAUGUUCUCGCAAAAAAAGAGCUCCGGGGAAGAGGAAGAAAGUGAUCGAGAGUGCAUAUCCAUUCAUUUGCAUAUCCUUGCAAGUAAAUUCAAUUAAAAAAAAAUAUUGUUAAGACGUGCGCCAAUGCCUGCUGCUGUUUUUUUUUUUGUUACUGUUGUUCCCCCACCAAGUGCCAUGCCAAGAUUCAAAGGUAUUCAAUAAUAUUCGAUAAUAUUCAAUAAUUCGGAAAUAAAUUCCCGAAACUCAAAACCCGCAAAAGCAACCAGCAACCAGCCACCAGCAACCAGCAACCGACUGCAAAUUUUGAUUAAUCAUUGUGCCUUGAACUGGUCGUCGUCGUGACUCGUGAGUCAGGGAAACGCUGUCGCUGUCGCUGCCUUAAUUACCCGCAAAUAAGACAAAAUUCAACAAAUUCAACAAAUUAUUCAGUUAAAUAUAAGCACAAGCCGCAAUCCGCAAGCCGCAAGCAGCAAGCAGCAAGCAGCAGCCGCAGACACCGCUCUCCGUGUGCGUGUGUGCGUGUGCGUGUGUGUGAGUGGUGUCCUCUGAAGCCUUUCCUCGAACGGAGCCCCUGGAUGCGAAGAAACUCCGCUUAAAUGCAUACGGAUAUCAUAAUCGGUGACCAAUUCGCGGCCAACAAUAACUACUGGGUGAUGCAGUCCCCGGAACUGGACUAUCGGCACGAGCUGAUGGGACGUCUCCACAAGAUAGAGCCCGCCGACGUCGAUCUGGAGGUUCUGGCCGCCACCAACAACAGCCACAACAGCAACGGCAGCCAGACCCCCAGCCUUGCAACGUCCCACCAGCAGCAGCAGCAGCAGCAGCAGACCCAGCAGCAGCAGCAUCAGUUCCACCAUCAUCACCUGCAUCACCAUCAUUCGCACCAGCACCAGCACCACCAUCAGCACCAGCACCACCACGCGCACCACUUGCACCAGCAGCAGCAGUCGCACAGCCUGCAGAGCGGCGAGAGCGGCGGUGCUGGGGCCACAGACGCGUGGCAGCUGUCAUCGGUGGGCUAUGGCACAGCGGAUCCCCAGCAGCAGCAGCAGCAGCAGCAGCAGCAUGCCGCUGGCUCCCCCAACUCCAAUUCGAACUCCGCCUAUGCCUGCACGCCCCUCUACGAUGGUGCGACCUACGAGGUGGCCCUGGGCUAUGGCGGGGGACGGGCAACGGGCGGCAGCAGCAGCACUGGCGGGGAGAAGGAGUAUUUGUAUGAAACCAAAAACAAAGAGACGGCUACGCUCUUUGCGGAUCCAUUGGACGAUCCGUAUCAGAGGCCAGUGCUCUGGGACGAUAUUACUACCUCAAUCCAAAAUAUCGAUCCAGAGAAUGCGCUCAUGCUGAGUGCCACAACGAAUGGUGGCGGCAACAGUGGCAACAACAGUAGCAGCAACAACACAACAACAAGCAGCGCCAGCAAUGGGGACAAUGCAGCAUCGGUGCAACAGCAGCAGCAGCCACAGGUCAAAAUGGAGGCACUGGAUGAGAGCCUGCUUGAGACUUUCUCAACGCCACUGCUCAGUCCCCUGGAGAUCAAGACAGAGAAGCAGCAGCGACAACAGCAGCAGCAGCAGCAACAACAGCAGCAGCAGCAAUACCAGCAGCAACAUCAGCAACACUAUCAGCAACAUUAUCAACAACAGCAGCAGCAGCAACAGCAACAGCAGCAGCAGCAGCAGCACUUGUACCAGCAUCAUCCCAGCCUGUCGUCGGUGCUGCCACCCGCUGUCGAGACGGUGGUGGAGUUGCAGUUGCAACAACAGCUAGUGCAGCAGCAACAGCAGCAGCAGCAGCAGCAGCACAGUGGCAGCAACAGCCCCAAGCAGCUGCUGCAGGCGACGGCGACCCCCGGCGACAACAGCAGCACCUCCUCCUAUCAGCAGCAAUACGCAUCUCAAUUGAAUGCCGCAUCGGGCGGCGGCUAUCUCAACGGUAGCAACAGCAGCAGCAGCAUCGGUGGCAACACGAGUGCAACGGCCAUCGGCAGCAGCAGCAGCACCAGCAGCUACGGCUACAGCUGGCACAGCAGUCAGACAUUUCACACCAAAUACCAAAUACACCCGCCAUCCGCAGCAGCAGCCAGUGCUGCGUCCGCCACUGCCACGCCCACAGCUCAACAUGGCGUUGCUCAAUUGCAACAACUGUGCCCCCCGGCGGCACCCAGCACUCCCUCUGCCACAUCCUCCUCAGCCUCCUCGUCAUCGGCCUCGUCGUCGACGCGCCACAUGUUCGUGCCACCCCUGACGCCGCCCAGCUCCGAUCCGGGCAGCCCCUCAGCGGCCGCCGCUGCCGCCCAGAGACGCACCACCCCGCCACCGCCCUACCAGCAAGGUCACGGGCUCCUGGGACUCCCACAGCCGCCGCAGCUGCAGCUGCUGGGAGUAGGCGGUGGCUCCUCGAUAACGCUCACCACCCUCACAGCCUCCGCCUCAGCGUCCGCGCAACUGCAGCUGCCCCAGCAGCAGCCCUCCCCCGUGGCACCGGCGGUCCCACCGCCGCGAUCGGGCGGCUCCUCCGGGGGCAGGAGGGGCCGGCAUGCGCACCAUCAGCCCGGCACGGCGGCGCACAUUGCCAGCCUCAUGAGCGUCCGGACAGUGCGCUACAAUCGCCGGAACAAUCCGGAGCUGGAGAAGCGUCGCAUCCAUCACUGUGAUUUCGUGGGUUGCUCCAAGGUUUACACAAAAAGCUCGCAUUUGAAGGCCCAUCAGAGGAUACACACGGGUGAAAAGCCCUACACCUGCCAGUGGCCCGAGUGCGAGUGGCGGUUCGCCCGUUCCGAUGAGCUGACGCGGCACUACCGCAAGCACACGGGCGCCAAGCCCUUCAAGUGCAUCGUCUGCGAGCGGAGUUUUGCGCGUAGCGAUCAUUUGGCGUUGCACAUGAAGCGGCAUCAGCCGAAGAACAAAUGAGAGCGAAAGAAGGUCCCCCCGGCAGGCGGCGGUGGACCAGCAGCAGAGCAACAACAGCAGCAGCAACAACAACAGCAGCAACAACAGCAACAACAACAGCAACAACAACAACAACAACAACAAAAUCAACUAUACCACAAUCCAAAGGACUUUAGUUUAGAUAUGACAUGAAUUCGGUUUAGUUGAAAGGUUAACUACUACAUGGUACUACACUCUAGGCAUCUAGGCAUCCAGGCAUCUAGGAAUCGCUGGCAAGAACUCAAACUAACUCAAAAAUCUAUAACUAGCUUAAGUACUAGUGAAAUUACUGUUACCAUCCUGCUUCAACAUUCAACAAACAACAAACUAAAACAAAAACCUACUCUUAAGCAUCGCUAAUCCCCCUACCACCCCCACCACCCCCACCACCACCCCUACCCCCACUACCCGCACUUGUAUAAAGGUUUUCUCUCGCAUAAGAACUAAAUAGAUUCCGUCAUCGUAGGAUUAGAUCAUAGACAAACAACAACAACAAAAAA
This is a messenger RNA of Drosophila pseudoobscura, 3950 nucleotides long. It is a transcript of the gene dar1, whose product is annotated as dendritic arbor reduction 1. Gene Ontology annotation, molecular function: RNA polymerase II cis-regulatory region sequence-specific DNA binding; DNA-binding transcription factor activity, RNA polymerase II-specific. Bases 1117 to 3432 code for a protein of 771 amino acids. The transcript is spliced from 6 exons. The record is from RefSeq and is a predicted model, not a curated record. NCBI's taxonomy places the organism in Eukaryota, Metazoa, Arthropoda, Insecta, Diptera, Drosophilidae. Gene Ontology annotation, biological process: regulation of transcription by RNA polymerase II.